GCAAAUUUACGACUGACGUGACUUUUUGGCAGAUGCCUCGUGCGUGUGCGUGCUUCUCACUACUCACCGAAUUGGACUUGAAAGUUGGCAAGGGUACAAUUCCAACGAGUGGAUUGACGAGAUUGCGUCCUAUUGUCUGAAUGAUGUGGGAAAACAGCAACUGUUUUGUUUUGCAGCGCGGUGUUGUGUGCGGCAACACCAAGAAAACAUAUUCCAUCAUGUCCACUUACAGUGAAGAAAUUAAGUAUUUGAACACCCUGCUAUAUUGCAAGUUCUCCCACUUAGAAAUCAUGGAGGGGUCUGAAAUGUUCAUCGUAGCUGCGUGUCCAUUGCGUGAGAGAUCAUCUAAAAAGAAAAAUCCAGAAAUCACAAUGUAUGAUUUAUUUUAAUAAUUUAUCUGUGUGAAACAGCUGCAAAUAAGUAUUUGAACACCUGAGAAAAGCAAUGUUAAUAUUUGGUACAGUAGCCUUUGUUUGCAAUUACAGAGGUCAAACGUUUCCUGUAGUUGUUCACUACACACUGCAGGACGGAUUUGGGCCCACUCCUCCACACAGAUCUUUUCUAGAUCAGACAGGUUUCUGGGCUGUCGCAGAGAACCCGGAGUUUCAGCUCCCUCCAAAGGUUUUCUAUUGGGUUUAGGUCUGGAGACUGGCAAGGCCACGCCGGAACCUUGGUAUGCGUCUUACGGAGCCAGUUCUUCGUUUUCCUGGCUCUGUGCUUCAGGUCAUUGUCAUGAUGACAGACCCAGCCACGACACAUCUUCAAUGUUCUGACAGAGGGAAAGAGGUUGUUCCCGCAAAUCUCACAAAACUGUACAUGGCCGCUGUAAUCCUCUCCUUAAUACAGUGCAGUCAUCCUGUCCCGUGAUCAGAAAACACCCCGAAAGCAUGAUGCUACCACCCCCAUGCUUCACAGCAGGGACGGUGUUCUUGGGAUGGAACUCAUCAUUUGUCAUCCUCCGAACACGGUUAGUGGAAUUAUGACCAAAAAAUUCCAUUUUGGUCUCAUCUGACCACAAAACAUUCUCCCAUGACUCCUCUGUAUCAUCCAUUUGGCAAACUUAACACAGGUGCAUCUGAUUCAGGAUAGUACAUGGAAUGGAGGUGGACUUUUAAAGGCGGACUUAAGAGGUCUUUGAGGGUCAGAAUUCUAGUUGAUAGACACGUGCUCAAAUACUUAUUUGCAGCUGUAUCACACAAAUAAAUUGCUAAAAAAAGCAUACAUUGUGAUUUCUGGAUUUUUCUUUUUAGAUUAUCUCUCUGACCGUGGGCAUGAACCUACAAUGAAAAUUUCAGCCCCCCCCCCAUGAUUUCUAAGUGGGAGAACUUGCAAUAUAGCAGAGUGUUGAAAUACUUAUUUUCUUCACUGUAUGUGAGAGCAUGUGUCACGGGGUUUCACUUGUAUAAUGCUGUGUGUGUGAUUAGAUCAACUGGCUAUGAGAGUGUCAGUAGUGAGAGAACAUUUCAGUAGUGCGCAUGAGGGCGUUUCAGUAAUGUGUGUUUCAAUAUUGUGCGUUCAGGUGUAUAUGUGUAAGAUGGCCUUUUAGUAUAUUGAAAGAACAUUUGGUAUUAUGUAUGAGAAGAUUUCAGAUGUAUGUGUGUGUUUGUUUCAGUUGUGUGAGCGUUUCAAUAAAGCCAGAAAGCAUUUUAGUAGUAUGUGUGAAGAAUUAAAUCUUUGUAUCUCUUCAGUAUGAUUUUAGUUAAGUCUGGGGGUAUUUUUUAGUGCUGUGUGACUUUUUCAAUUAUGCAUGAGCUGUUUUGCAUUAGUUAUUGAUCUUGGGUAAGCAAAUGAUGGGAAAAACGCUCUCUAAAUGAUUUUUUUUUUUUAUUGAUUUGCUGCUCUGACUGACAAGUGUCAGAAGUGGUUACAUUUUUUUUCCCUCCCUUAACAUUUGUUGUUGUUAUCCACAGAGCUCAACAUGAGUCAUUUGUGUCAGUGAAGAUCUUUACGGAGCUGAGAAUUUGCAGAAUGCGUCCGUUGGCGUCGUCAGUGAUGCAUGAGAGUGCCUUGACCCCCGCAGGAGGUAGAUGAAGAUGGGAGGGGAUGCCUUCAGGUACCUUGAACUAAGAGUGAACUCUGUCUGGAAUAGUGACCUCAUUAACCAGCUGCUGUUCCAAAUGAAAUUCAACGUUUAUUGUAGUGUUGCAUAAAAAUCUCAUUUUAUUAAUCCAUUCAGGGAUCAAACAGCUGUGGGGAAUUUUGCCAUUCCCGCUCCUGAUAAUGUACUGUAUAUUUUUCUUGACAUUAAUAAAUAGAAUGUGAAUGUGUGCAGCCAUUUGAGAUUUUUUUUUUUUUUUUUGAGUGAAACUGAAGUUUUGAGUGCCUGUGAAAGUUUUUUUUUUUGACGUGAGCAUUAUUCUUUCUUUUUUUUUUACUGUCACAUUCACACCUACGGGCAAUUUAGUCUUCAUUUAACCUUACAUGGCUUUUAAAAAAUAUUUUUGGACCUCUUAAUUGUGACGCGGAUAUGCUAACCAGCAACCACAGUUUAUUAUUGAUUAUUAACAAUUAUUUGAAAAGCAGAGGGAAAUGGAAUGGUGAACUGGCAUUUGUUUGGACUCUCUUUGAAGCAGUGUGUACAUGUGUUGGCGUAUUGUGUGUGUGCGCCUGCGUGCAGUCCACCCGCUACCUUUGAAUACGACGACUCCCUCCCAAGACUUGAGGACGACCUUUCCAGCGGCGCUAAGUGAAGGGUGCAGCACAUCAUAAAGAUCCAAGACAGAAGGAGCCAAAUUGAUUAAGCUGCCUGAGUCCAUAAAACCAGGGGCAGCCGGGCAAAAUGGCCGCCCUCCAAACGCAAGAGGACCCCUGCCACGGCAACAAAAGAGGAGCCGCAAAGAACAAGAGACGACCUGUGUUGGCCUGUGAUUGGUCCACCGGCCUACAGGCUUCCAAGGCACGAGGAAGCAUCAAGUACAAAAAGAGCAGACAAAACACGCACGCAACACACAACACAGACUUGGACAUGACAGCUCAAACCAUGGCUGCAACAUUAAUGGGGGAGGACCCCCGGCUGGGCAACACCCCUCUGGCCAUGCUGGCGGCCACUUGCAGCAGAAUAGGCGAGGCAAGUCCCCCCUGCUCGGCCCCCGACCUCCCCAACGGGCCCACGGGACUCCCCAAGGGCUUCCACCCGUGGAAAAGCAGCGUCCCGGGCACUUGUCUCACCUCACUCGGGGUCCCCUCCAGGAAUAACGGGGUGGGAUUCUCGGACCCCUCCAGCCCCUUUUCGGUGGCCAACACUGACGAAUUGCCAGCCUACCAGACCUCAGCAGGGCAUUCCGAAACAAGUUUUCCCGAGUUGGUCCUCGCUAAGUUUUCCUCCCCCGUGGAAGGCAUCGCGGGGAGAUAUCCGCGGCAUCCGUACGAGUCGUGGUUCAAGCCCGUGGCGGAUGUCGGGGGCGGGCCUUCCUCAUGGUGGGACGUCGGCACGACUUGGGUGGACACACCGAACCCAGCCGGGAUGGCCUCAUCUGUGGCGGGCUACUCCUCCGAGCGCAGCCACGGCGCCGUUCAGCAUCUUCUCCCCGGCACGCAGCACCUGUUCGACGGCUUCCGGGCCCCCUAUUCUGAGUCCACCCCGCCGGGGUCCUCCGCGGGGAGCUCGGUGCUCCCUCCACGCCCCUCUUCGCGUCGUUACACGGGCAGAGCCACUUGCGACUGCCCCAACUGCCGGGAGGCGGAGAGCCUCGGUCACGGUUCGGCGAGCCCACGGCGCAGAGCCGUGCACAACUGCCACAUUCCGGGCUGCGGGAAAGUUUACGGCAAGACGUCCCACCUGAAGGCUCACCUCCGAUGGCACACCGGGGAGCGGCCGUUCGUGUGCAACUGGCUCUUCUGCGGGAAACGCUUCACUCGCUCCGACGAGCUCCAGAGGCACCUGCGCACGCACACCGGGGAGAAACGCUUCGAGUGCCCGGUGUGCCGCAAGAGGUUCAUGCGCUCCGACCACCUGAGCAAACACGCCCGGACGCACGACGCCGACUGCACCGAGCGCGCAGAGGAGGAGGAGGCGGGGGGCGGGAAAGGCGGCAGUGACACCGACAACAGCGUGGGCGGAAGCCCGAGGGAGUCCCCGGAGAUGCACGGGACUGGCCGCGCCAACGAGGUGAAAUAACUUGCAUAUUUUGGGGUAGUUUUUGCAUUAAAAAAAAAAAAGUACGAAAAGAAAGA
Syngnathoides biaculeatus (alligator pipefish) is the source of this 4173-nucleotide messenger RNA. RefSeq names its product sp8 transcription factor a (gene sp8a). Gene Ontology annotation, molecular function: RNA polymerase II cis-regulatory region sequence-specific DNA binding; DNA-binding transcription factor activity, RNA polymerase II-specific. The coding region runs from base 2780 to 4117 and encodes 445 amino acids. Lineage: Eukaryota; Metazoa; Chordata; Actinopteri; Syngnathiformes; Syngnathidae. The record is from RefSeq and is a predicted model, not a curated record. The transcript is spliced from 6 exons. Gene Ontology annotation, biological process: regulation of transcription by RNA polymerase II.